Contarinia nasturtii (swede midge) is the source of this 1470-nucleotide messenger RNA. Its product is annotated as serine protease inhibitor 88Ea-like. The record is from RefSeq and is a predicted model, not a curated record. The transcript has 5 exons. The coding region runs from base 61 to 1323 and encodes 420 amino acids. NCBI's taxonomy places the organism in Eukaryota, Metazoa, Arthropoda, Insecta, Diptera, Cecidomyiidae. Gene Ontology annotation, molecular function: serine-type endopeptidase inhibitor activity.
UUGAAAUAUAAAGAAGUUCAAAAACUGAAAAAGGACGCCAUCCUCGUUAAUAGCAUAAAUAUGAAAAAAUCGAUAAUUUUCACAAUAAUUGCAUUAUUGGCAGUGAUUUCAAUAGUGACGAUUAUAUGGAUACUUCAAGUGCAAUAUAAACCGGAUUAUUCGUCUCAGAAACGCGCUCACCAAUAUUUUGGUCAACUAAAUUUUUCGCUCAAAUUAUUGGAUUCGUUGCAAAAAGAACAGCCAAAUGAAAGUAUUAUUUAUUCGCCGCACAGCUUAUAUCAGGUACUUUUACUGGCUUACUUUGGUGCUGGUGGUAAAACAGAAAAAGAACUCAAAGAUUUAUUAGGAUUGCAUUGGGCUGAAAGUAAAGCUGAUAUCGAGUAUAUGUAUGAAUUGGAGAAAGAAGUACGAGCCGAACGAUUUCAAAGUCAAUCUCAGAAUCAAACAAUCGAAUUUAACUCAGUCAAUAAACUAUAUGUGUCAGCAAAAUUUCGACUAAAGUAUUCGGUGAAGAAAUUGUUGAAUGACCGUAUUGAACAACUCAACUUUGAUACCGAUCUAGAUCAAUGUAUCAAACAAAUUAACCAAUUCGUCGAAAAAAUCACUAAGAAUCAAAUUCAAAAUCUUAUACGCGAUGAAAUCAAAGAACACACCGCGCUUGCUAUUGUAAAUGCAGUUUAUUUCAAAGGUGAUUGGGAAAAAAGGUUCGACAAAGCAGAUACCGAGCGGGAGUUAUUUUAUGGGCGCCAACAUGUUCAUGUCGAUAUGAUGUACAAAGAGGAGCGUACCGAAUGUGGUUUGAUUGAAAGUUUGAAAGUACGUUUCUUGAAAGUGCCAUACAAAGGUGAAGAUGGAUCGAUCUCAAUGUAUAUUUUCCUGCCUUUGGAUAAUUCAACAUCAAUUGAUGACUUAUUGGGGAAAUUUACGCCAAAAAUUCUAGAUUAUGCAUUCAACAGAGUUGAAAUAAAAACCCCCAUUGUUCACAUUUUAAUUCCAAAGUUUUCACUUGAAAAAACAUCUGAUUUGGAGUCGGCAAUGAAACGCAUGGGGUCACAGAAUUUGUUUAAAAAUUCAAAUUUCAAUGGUUUCUUUGAAGCUUCGGUUAAAACAGGCGAUAAUAAAAUGGUACAUAAGGCGAAAAUUGAAGUAAAUGAAGAAGGUUCAACAGCGUCAGCUGCAACACUGUUCGGUAUGCCGUUACAUUCAAUUCAUUCAAGGCCAAAAUCGGUAGUAUUUAAGUGUAAUCGUCCAUUCAUGUUCGUGAUUCACGAUCGCAAAUUUAAAGAAAUUCUAUUCGCAGGAAUUUAUCACGGACCAAAAUGAAUUUUUUUUAACUAAGCAAUGAGUAUUUUAAUAUAUACAUAUGUAUGUAAGUCUAUUUUUUCACAAAUCAAAUAUUUCUACGACUGGCUGAUGAAGAAUUUUAAUAGCAAUAGUAAUACAGAGUUCUUAAACCUACUUCUUGAACUU